UGAAGCGGUCCAAACCCUUCACGAAGAGGCGCCUUUGAUCAGCGCCAUACCUACGCCAAACCGCACAUAUUCUCGACGCCACGAUGUCGGGUUUUCAGAUUCCUGGACUGGGCCAAGCAAAGCCCAAUGAAGUUCUACCGCCGCUUCCAGCUGAUCUCGCGGUUGCCGCUGCGAGCGCUGCCGAAGAUGACCGAGAGAUGCUGGAUGUGAACCACUCCGCCCCUCAAACAGCACCAUCAACGACAGAAGGCCACAGCGAACCCGUCAAGGCCGUCUCCGAGGCUCCAGCCGACCACAAUAUGUCAGAUUCUAUGCCAAUUGGCCAGCCUGGAAGCCCGCCGUCCGUAACACACGCCCUCGAAGCAGCCCUCGGCGGCCUCGACAACGGCGAGACACCUCAACAAGCGCCCCAGCCUGACGCAGAGCCGGUCCCUUUACAACCCGACGAAAGCGAGAACCCUGAAUGGGAGAUUGAUUCUUCUCCUUACGAGUCAUCAGACUCUAGCAGCUCCGACUCGUCGUCCGAGGAUGACGACUCGGACAAUGAGGGCUACGAGCCUCUGGGUAUUGAAGAGACGGCACGGCUUCUCAUGGAGAUGGAGGGGGGCUCUGACGACGAAGGCGAUAAAGGAAAGUCUGCCGCUGGCUACGUGCGAACCAAGAAUGAGCUUCCCGAAGAGCCCAUUCCCCGACCGGACGUGACGAUCACUCCCGAAAUGAAAAUAGAAGAGCUGGGUGUUGUUGAGCAACUUGUCGAAAACAUCAUGCUUGUCAAAGCCUUUACCCCAGGAGAGUACCAAGUCUUGGACAGCGGAUCGGUCUUGUGCAACUCAGAGCGAGUUGUCAUCGGGGUCGUUGGUGAGACGAUAGGCAAGGUGGUGCAGCCGAUGUACACAGUUACGUUCAACUCGGCAGAAGAAGUCAAAGAGCUUGGACUGGAGGUGGGGACAAAGAUAUUCUAUCCUGUCGAUCACGCAUCGUACGUCUUCACGGAGCCUCUGAAGAACCUUAAGGGCUCGGACGCCAGCAACCUGCACGACGAAGAGAUCGGCGAUGAGGAAGUAGAAUUCUCAGACGACGAGAAGGAAGCAGAGUACAAGCGGUCGCUGAAGCAGAAGAAGAAGGACAAGUGGAAGAGCGGUGGAAAGGAAGGGAAGCAGGCCCAUCCUUUGCGCCAGGAGAUGUCUGCGGACGGCAGCUUGAACUAUGACGAAGAUGAUGGCCCCUACAAGCCGUUGGCACGACCUGCCGGGUACGGUACUGGUCCUCAAUCCACUGAGAGUCAUGAGCCUCCUCCCAGGUCAAGCUUUCCCCGAGGAGGUCGAAGAGGAGACUCUCGGGGCAGAGGUGGUCGAGGCAGAGGCGCGGGCCGUGGGGGCCGUGGAGGCUACAACCAGCCUAGGGAUGGAUACUCUCUUCCUCCUCAGGGCGCUCAGAACCCUUCAGCAUCCGCACCCCCAAGCGGCUCGUGGAACUUCAACCCCGUUCCCCCUCCCAACUCCGUGCCCGCGCCCUCUCUUCCUCAGUUCGGCUUCCCUCUUCCCGGGUGGCAGCAGCCAGUGCCCUCUGGGGUGCCGCCGCCGCCACCAGGCUGGCCUGGAUCUGCUCAAGGACAGGGUCAGGCAUCUAAUGCUGGAAACUUUGUCAACCCUGCGUUCUUUGCGGCUUUGAUGAGCCAGAUUCAGGCACAGAGCGGGCAGACGGGAUGGAACGGCCAAGUCCCGCCGCCUCCCCCGCCACCUCAGCAAUGA
Messenger RNA from Trichoderma citrinoviride, 1751 nucleotides. Its product is annotated as NAF1-domain-containing protein. The record is from RefSeq and is a predicted model, not a curated record. The coding region runs from base 84 to 1751 and encodes 555 amino acids. Gene Ontology annotation, molecular function: RNA binding. The transcript has a single exon. Gene Ontology annotation, cellular component: sno(s)RNA-containing ribonucleoprotein complex. Lineage: Eukaryota; Fungi; Ascomycota; Sordariomycetes; Hypocreales; Hypocreaceae. Gene Ontology annotation, biological process: pseudouridine synthesis; ribosome biogenesis; box H/ACA snoRNP assembly.